Aethina tumida (small hive beetle) is the source of this 1114-nucleotide messenger RNA. RefSeq lists its product as uncharacterized. The record is from RefSeq and is a predicted model, not a curated record. Lineage: Eukaryota; Metazoa; Arthropoda; Insecta; Coleoptera; Nitidulidae. The coding region runs from base 106 to 1029 and encodes 307 amino acids. The transcript is spliced from 2 exons.
CGGCAAUUUGUCAUUUUUAUUCUCCUACGAAACUCAUGACAAUUCACAUCAUCUGAAAGUCAGAGAAAAUUAAUCGACAUUAAUUUCAAAAAAUUUCCGUGAAAAAUGAGUAAAUGCGACUGCAAAGGCGACAUUAUCAAGGUAAUAAUCCCCCCGAAUACGGUAAACCCGGAGCGCACGACAUUAAUCGAAAUACCGCGUGACCUUGUCGAUGAGGACACUUUGAUUGCGACUCCGGAAGAAGAGGAGCCAGAAUUCGAUGACAGCCAGCCGGAAUUCGAAGGAUGCGGCUGGGAAGAGGAUACCACCACCUUCGGCCCGUACGGCAACAGCCAACAAUCCACCCCCACUCCCUAUUUUGGGACUCCGAACAUUAGCUUCCCCAGCUCCGGAAUGACGCCCAUGAGCGCCGGCUACACCAGAUCGGGGCCGCCCACGUUGUACCAACCGACGCUUAACAGCAGCGUAGGUAUGCCGAGCUUGGGACAAUCAUCGGGCGGCGCCUGCCCGGGCACCCCCAUGGGACCCAUGAGAGGCAUGCCGUCGAAAACUGGGCCAGCCUUCAACAUUUUCAGUGACAGUGACAGGAAGGGAGGAAAAAAAUGUAAGCCGAAAAAAUCCAAGCCACAGGGGCCACAGCAGCCGUCGUUCCCGAUCUACGAGGACUCGCAGCGCAGCGGCGGCACCAGCUACGGACCUGCUAGCUCGUCCAGGAGACCAUUCACAUCCGCCGGCGGAAAUGUCAACACUCCAUUCGGCGGUGGAGCGUGCAGACAACCUUUGAGACAGAUGGCAACUGGACAGGAGAACACAGGCUAUUCAAGAUCAACAUCAAGGAGGCCUGUGUCAAGCGGCAAAGAGAACCAGCCAUGCGAUAUAACUAACUCUUCCGCCUAUCAAUCAGCCGUCGACACUUCGGCCGAUGACUACUACCAGUCGUUUGAUGACAGUGGAUCAGCAGAUUACCAGUGCGACCAAUCGGCUGUUAGUAGCAGCAGAAGCCGAGGCAAUAACAACUGCAAUUGUUGAGCAAUUAACACAAAUAUUGGUCGCCUAAUGUUGCAUUUAACUCACAUAACAGCAAUAUUGUUAAAUAAAAAUUUUAAAACCACAA